Molecule: messenger RNA, 261 nt
Organism: Pyricularia oryzae 70-15
Lineage: Eukaryota; Fungi; Ascomycota; Sordariomycetes; Magnaporthales; Pyriculariaceae
Exons: 2
Coding region: 1-261 (86 amino acids)
Source: RefSeq, a predicted model, not a curated record
AUGCCACCAAUUUCCUCCUCAACCUACACAGACGAGCUUCGAUCGCCAGUCUCUCCUGACUACGACCUCCUUUCCAUGCCACCUCCACCAUCGACUGGAAUCACAUCACCCCUAAUGGCUGACGCCGGCGAGGCGGAGUUUGUGGACGGACGGUUGCUGCAAACCCAGCAACAGGGUCUCCACUCCUCGAUAGCCAGCAGCGAGCGUGGAAAAACGCGGCUUCCACCCAAUGAUUUCUCCAGACAUAUUCUAAGAUGCUAA